AAAGUACUCAUUCAGAGCGGUGCAUUUCGUGUAAACACAACAAUUAAUAGAAAUUUAAUAAAAACUAAAGAAAAAUGGCCUCGAAUAGCAUGCCAGAGGAGAAUUUUGAAGGCGGGGAUUUCAACUUUGAUGACGAUGCGGAGGAUGACCAGUUUGUGGCCACCAAUUCAGGAAGAAAGCGCCUCUUUAGCAAGGAGCUGCGCUGCAUGAUGUUCGGUUUCGGGGACGACAAGAAUCCCUACACGGAAACCGUGGAUCUGCUGGAAGACCUGGUCAUCGAGUAUAUAGCCGAGACCACCCACCGGGCCAUGGAGAUCGGUCGCACAGGUCGCGUUCAAGUGGAGGACAUUAUCUUCCUGGUGCGCAAGGAUCAACGCAAGUAUGCCAGGGUCAAGGACCUCUUGACCAUGAACGAGGAGCUCAAGAAGGCGCGCAAGGCCUUCGAUGAGAUCAAGUAUGUGGGCACCGAGGGCAAGCUCAAAUGA
Molecule: messenger RNA, 485 nt
Organism: Drosophila takahashii
Lineage: Eukaryota; Metazoa; Arthropoda; Insecta; Diptera; Drosophilidae
Gene: Taf13
Product: TATA-box binding protein associated factor 13
Biological process (GO): transcription by RNA polymerase II
Cellular component (GO): transcription factor TFIID complex
Molecular function (GO): protein heterodimerization activity
Source: RefSeq, a predicted model, not a curated record